AGCCCCGCCGGCCCUCAAGGACCCUGCACAGCCAAGAUGGCGGCGCCCGUGCGGCAGGCGCGCCCCCUGUUUGGGCUGGCGGCGACGCUGGGCCCAGGCUCCCGGGGCUACCGAGCGCCGCCGCCCCCGCGCCACUCGCCGAGGCCCUGGUGGCCGGACCCGGAAGACCCACUGACUCCACGCUGGCAGCUGGGUCCGCGCUACGCGGCCAAGCAGUUCGCGCGGCACGGCGCCGCCUCCGGGGUGCCCGUCGGUUCGCUGUGGCCGUCGCAGGAACAGCUGCGCGAUCUAGAAGCUGAGGAGCGCGAAUGGCACCCGAGCCUGGCGGCCAUGCAGGAGUCAUUGCGGGUGAAACAGCUGGCUGAGGAGCAAAAGCGUCAGGCCAGGGAGCAGCUCAUUGCAGAGUGCAUGGCUAAGAUGCCACAGAUGAUUGAGAACUGGCAGCGGCAGCAACAGGAGCGCAGGGAGAAGGAGAAGGCAGACAAGGAGCGGCGGGCCCGAUUGCAGGCUGAGGCCCAGGAGCGCCUGGGCUACCACGUGGACCCGAGGAGUGCCCGCUUCCAGGAGCUGCUACAGGACCUGGAGAAGCAGCAGCGUAAGCGCCUCAAGGAGGAAAAACAAAGACAGAAGAAGGAGGCACGAGCUGCCACAAUAGCCGCUGCUGCAGCCCAGGACCCAGCAGCCUCUGUGCCACCCAGCUCCUGAGCUUUGUUCUUUCUCAAUAAAACCUGCUGCCUGACAACUCCA
Messenger RNA from Pteropus alecto (black flying fox), 747 nucleotides. It is a transcript of the gene GADD45GIP1, whose product is annotated as GADD45G interacting protein 1. Gene Ontology annotation, cellular component: nucleus. Bases 37 to 705 code for a protein of 222 amino acids. NCBI's taxonomy places the organism in Eukaryota, Metazoa, Chordata, Mammalia, Chiroptera, Pteropodidae. The transcript is spliced from 2 exons. The record is from RefSeq and is a predicted model, not a curated record.